Messenger RNA from Soboliphyme baturini, 963 nucleotides. Lineage: Eukaryota; Metazoa; Nematoda; Enoplea; Dioctophymatida; Soboliphymatidae. The record is from the annotation of a GenBank genome assembly.
AUGGCCUUGCUGGCGAGGCACUUCGUGGCUGGCCUGUUUGAUUCGGUGUCCGGAUUUCAAAACCUGUUGACCCUGCGACGUCAGUCUGGCGAUGGUCAGAGGACGAAUGACGCGUUUCCAGAGCCCCCAUUGUCAGUGCUUGCUACGCGGCGCCUGUUGAACAGGUCGUUACAGGCACGAUCCUCAUACUCAUCGUCGUUAUCCUCGAGCACUCUUACGCCUACCCGGAGUUCGGCAGUGUCCGCUUCUGCCAGACUCGUCCAGUGCGUACUCCUGAACUUGUCCUGUAUCUUUGUACUGCAUUGGGUGAUGCUGCCACUGCUGGACUCGUCGUCGGCCGUUGCACGGCUAUGCAACACGUUUUGGAAGGUGCCGCCAUUUAUUAUCUUCCGAGUAGUGAACGCACUGUGGUUCCAGGACAUCGCCAACGCCGUCCUCCGCCACCGUCCCCCAAUCGCCGCUUCCUAUUCGGUGUCGUUCAGCGAGAAGAUCGCGGACUUUGUCACGUCAUUGAUGGUCGAGUUCACGUUCCUCCUGCAAACGUACCUCGUCGCCCUACUGCCCCUGCCAGGCCUCAGUGCCGCGCUGACCUUCGUGCAUAUGUGUUUGCUGUACUCGCUGUACGCCUUCGAGUACCUGUGGGUGAGCAACGGUGUACUGCUCAACGCUCGAUUAGUGUUCAUCCAAAACAGCUGGCCAUACUACGUCGGAUUCGGAUUCCUGCUCAGCCUGUUGACGUCGUUGUCGUCGUCGGUAUUUAACAGUAGCUGCGUAUUUAGCAUAUUCUUCCCCGUCUUUAUCCUGAGUAGCCUGCAGGCAAGGCCUCCAGCCACCAUUGCCAACGCCUACAUGCCGCUGAAUCUCUUCGCGCCAUCUGUUGUGCUGUGCAAACUUUUCCUGCAUAUAUUCUUGUUGAAAUGGCGAAGGUCAGCCAUCUUCCAAAGAACUUUUCGACACUUGUGA